Echinops telfairi (small Madagascar hedgehog) is the source of this 5471-nucleotide messenger RNA. It is a transcript of the gene POLA1, whose product is annotated as DNA polymerase alpha 1, catalytic subunit. Gene Ontology annotation, cellular component: alpha DNA polymerase:primase complex. Gene Ontology annotation, biological process: mitotic DNA replication initiation; leading strand elongation; DNA replication. Bases 33 to 4484 code for a protein of 1483 amino acids. The record is from RefSeq and is a predicted model, not a curated record. Lineage: Eukaryota; Metazoa; Chordata; Mammalia; Afrosoricida; Tenrecidae. The transcript has 37 exons. Gene Ontology annotation, molecular function: purine nucleotide binding; DNA replication origin binding; single-stranded DNA binding.
AGGUUGGCGCGGAAUCGAGCGAUUCGGGGACCAUGGCGAUGGUGCCAGGCGACAACUGCGAGCCGGGGCCGAGCGCUGAGUCAGAAUCAGGGGGUUUUGCAGUUUCUCGAUCCCGGCGAGAAAAGAAAUCAACAAAAGGACGCCAAGAAGCUCUAGAAAGACUGAGAAGAGCUAAAGCUGGUGAAAAGUAUAAAUAUGAGGUUGAGGACUUCACAAGUGUGUAUGAAGAGGUCGAUGAAGACCAGUAUUCAAAGCUGGUUCAGGCACGCCAGGAUGAUGACUGGAUCGUGGAUGACGAUGGUAUUGGCUAUGUGGAGGAUGGCCGAGAGAUUUUCGAUGAUGACCUUAAAGAUGAUGCUCUUGAUGCCGGCCAGAGAGGAAAAGAUAAAGGAUCCACCAAAGAGAAGAAGAAUGUAAAGAAGGUUUCAGUGACAAGACCAAAUGAUAUCAAAUCAAUGUUCAUUGCUAGUGCUGGAAAGAAAACUGCAGAUAAAAACGUGGACUUGUCCAAGGAUAAUCUACUAGGUAACCUUCUACAGGAUCUGAGCACGGAGAAAUCUCAAAUUACCGUCCCACCUGUAACAAUACCGAAGAAGAAAAGAAUCAUUGGAGCUAGAAGUCCAUUCUUGGUGGAAUCCCCCAAGGCAGUCUUUUCAGGAAAAGCAGCUUCCCCUGUGCAUCAGUUUGCUGAUAAGUCUGGCAUCAGGCAGAAGGCCAAGGGCGCUGAGCAGUUGCAGAGUGCUGUCACACAAGGAGGCCCUGUCAAAGUGGAACGUGGCAGAGGUUCUGAAGGAGACACAGCGCAGGCUGCACGUCCGGAAGACAAAGAGGAGCCGGAGGCCAUAGAUUUCGAAGAUGGUGAUUUUGAUGAUCCUAUGGAACUUGAGGUGACCGUGGAGCCUGUUACUGCUAAGAUACAUGACCACAAGAAUGAACCAGCCAAAGGGGUGAAGCACGUGGCAGAGCCCUGGAAAGAGACCAAGGCACACUUAGGAAGUACUGUCUCCAAUGAUUCUUAUAUGGACAUGGGUGAGGAAGAAGAGGAAAGCUAUUUAUCUCAGGAUGCUCACUUGGAUAACAGUCACCUCCCACUGACGAAAGGGGAAAAUGGGGAGCAAAUGUUGCAGUUUUAUUGGCUGGAUGCUUACGAAGAUCAGUACAACCAACCAGGUGUGGUAUUCCUGUUUGGCAAAGUUUGGAUUAAAUCAUUCAGUUCCCACAUGAGCUGCUGUAUCAUGGUGAAAAACAUUGAGCGGACGCUCUACUUCCUUCCCCGUGAGACGAAGAUUGACCUAAAUACAGGGAAAGAAACUGGAACUCCAGUGACAAUGAAAGAUGUCUAUGAAGAAUUUGAUGGUAAAAUAGCAACAAAAUAUAAACUUAUGAAAUUCAAGUCUAAGAUAGUGGUAAAGAACUAUGCUUUUGAGAUUCCUGAUGUCCCAGAAAAAUCUGAGUACUUGGAAGUUAAAUACUCGGCAGAAUUACCACAGCUUCCUCCGGACUUGAAAGGGGAAACGUUCUCUCAUGUAUUUGGGACGAACACAUCUAGCUUGGAACUGUUCUUGAUGAACAGAAAGAUCAAAGGACCUUGUUGGCUUGAAAUAAAAAAUCUACAGUUCUUGAAUCAACCAGUCAGUUGGUGCAAAUUUGAGGCAAUGGUUUUGAAGCCAGAACUGGUGAAUGUAAUUAAAGAGAACUGUCCUCCUCCACUUGUGGUGAUGUCUUUGAGCAUCAAGACAGUUCAGAAUGCAAAGACACACCAAAAUGAGAUUGUUGCUCUAGUAGCUUUGCUCCAUCAUAAUUUUGGACUGGAUCGAGCGGCCCCCCAGCCUCCUUUUCAGUCCCAUUUCUGUGCUGUGUCCAAACCACAGGACUGCAUUUUUCCAUAUGAUUUCAAAGAAAUUAUUAUGCAAAAGAAAAUGAAGCUUGAGAUUGCCUCAACAGAAAGAACACUGCUAGGUUUUUUCCUGGCAAAAGUCCACAAGAUUGAUCCUGAUGUCAUUGUGGGCCAUAAUAUUUACGGGUUUGAUCUGGAAGUGCUACUGCAGAGAAUCAAUGCGUGUAAAGUUCCUCAUUGGUCUAAGAUAGGUCGACUGAAGCGAUCCAACAUGCCAAAACUUGGGAGCCGGAGUGGUUUUGGUGAAAGAAAUGCUGCCUGUGGUCGAAUAAUCUGUGAUACGGAAAUCUCAGCAAAGGAACUGAUUCGCUGUAAAAGCUACCAUUUGAGUGAACUGGUUCAACAUAUUCUGAAGACGGAAAGAAUUCCGUUGCCAAUAGAUGAUGUCCAAAUAUUGUACAGUAAAUCUACUCAUCUUCUGUACCUGUUGGAACACACCUGGAAAGAUGCCAGCUUCACUUUGCAGAUCAUGUAUGAGCUAAAUGUUCUGCCAUUAGCACUGCAGAUCACUAACAUUGCUGGGAACGUUAUGUCCAGGACGCUGAUGGGUGGACGAUCUGAGCGUAAUGAGUACUUGUUACUUCAUGCGUUUUAUGAAAACAACUAUAUUGUGCCUGACAAGCAGAUUUACAGAAAGCCUCAGCCAAAACUGGGAGAUGAAGAUGAAGAAAAUUAUAGCGAGACCAGUAAAUACAAGAAAGGACGUAAGAAAGCAGCAUAUGCUGGUGGCUUGGUAUUGGACCCCAAAGUUGGUUUUUAUGAUAAGUUCAUUUUGCUUCUGGACUUCAACAGUUUAUACCCUUCCAUCAUUCAGGAAUUUAACAUCUGCUUUACGACUGUACAAAGAGUGGCUUUUGAGGCACAGAAAAUUACAGAGGAUGGUGAACAAGAACAGAUCCCUGAGUUGCCUGAUGCCAACUUGGAAAUGGGCAUUUUGCCCCGAGAGAUCCGGAAACUGGUAGAGCGGCGCAAACAAGUCAAACAACUAAUGAAACUUCCAGACUUAAACCCAGACCUUGCUCUUCAGUAUGACAUUCGGCAGAAGGCUCUGAAGCUCACGGCGAACAGUAUGUACGGCUGCCUGGGAUUUUCCUACAGCAGAUUCUACGCCAAACCAUUGGCUGCUUUGGUGACAUACAAAGGAAGGGAGAUUUUGAUGCACACAAAAGAGAUGGUACAAAAGAUGAAUCUUGACGUUAUUUAUGGAGAUACUGAUUCCAUCAUGAUAAACACCAACAGCACCAACCUGGAAGAAGUAUUCAAGUUAGGGAACAAGGUCAAAAAUGAAGUGAAUAAGUUGUACAAACUGCUCGAGAUAGAUAUCGAUGGUAUUUUCAAGUCUCUGCUGCUGCUGAAGAAAAAGAAAUAUGCUGCCCUGGUGGUGGAGCCAACGUCGGAUGGGAAUUAUCACACCAGACGGGAGCUGAAAGGAUUAGAUAUAGUUAGAAGAGAUUGGUGUGAUCUUGCCAGAUGCACUGGAAACUUUGUCAUUGGUCAGAUUCUUUCAGAUCAAAACCGGGACACCAUAGUAGAAAACAUUCAGAAGAAGUUAAUAGAAAUUGGAGAAAAUGUGCUAAAUGGCAAGGUCCCAGUGAGACAGUUUGAAAUCAACAAGGCAUUGACAAAGGAUCCUCAGGAUUACCCUGAUAAAAAAAACCUACCUCAUGUCCACAUUGCCCUCUGGAUCAAUUCUCAAGGAGGCAGAAAGAUGAAAGCUGGAGAUACUGUGUCGUACAUCAUCUGCCAGGAUGGGUCAAACCUCACCGCCAGUCAGAGGGCCUAUGCACCUGAGCAGCUGCAGAAACAGGACAACUUAACCAUUGAUACCCAGUACUACCUGGCCCAGCAGGUCCACCCAGUAGUAGCUCGUAUCUGUGAGCCAAUAGACGGGAUUGAUGCUGUGCUCAUUGCAUCAUGGUUAGGACUUGAUCCCGCCCAAUUUAGAGUUCACCAUUAUCAGAAAGAUGAAGAGAAUGAUGCUUUCCUAGGUGGCCCAGCACAACUCACCGAUGAAGAGAAGUACAAGCACUGUGACCGGUUUAAAUGCCCAUGUCCUACGUGUGGGACCGAGAAUAUUUAUGAUAGUGUCUUUGAUUGUUCGGGAACCAAUGUGGAGCCCAGCUUGUAUCGUUGCAGUAACAUCGAUUGUAAGGCUUCGCCUCUGGACUCAACAGCACAGAUGAGCAAUAAAUUGAUCUUGGACAUUAGACGUCGCAUUAAAAACUACUAUGACGGCUGGUUGGUAUGUGAGGAACAGACAUGUCGGAAUCGAACUCGGCACCUUCCCCUUCAGUUUUCCCGAAAUGGACCUCUUUGCCAAGUCUGCAUGAAAGCAACACUUCAACCAGAGUAUUCUGACAAGUCCCUGUACACCCAGCUGUGCUUUUACCGGCACAUUUUUGAUGUGGAUUAUGCACAGGAGAAACUUAUUACCGAUCAUGAGAAAGAGAAAUUGAAGAUUUUAACCCCCAGAGUUAAAGAGGACUACAAAAAACUCAAGAACACAGCAGAGCAGUUUUUAUCCCAAAGUGGCUACUCCGAAGUGAACCUCAGCAAGCUCUUUGCUAAUUGUACCUUGAAGAUCUAAGGGAAUCCCAGAAGCCAAUGGGGCAAGGGGCCAGUAGUGGCUGGGUCCCUACUUCCUCUGCACCUCUACUUCCUCUGUACCUCGGCUGUGUCUCACAUGGGUGUGGAUGUGACCUGGGGACAGGGAAUGACCAAAGGAAGGUUGCAAAGAUAUUUAAUGUACCAAGAGCCAGCGAAAAUAAAAAUAGCCUUCAUAUUUAUAAUGUACCACUUUUAAGCCCAACUCCGUAGCCCUUGCCAAAUCACCAGGAGAUCCAGUUUCUUCGUGUUAUGGGCUGGGUUUCUAGGAGAGGCAGGAAGGGAGUGACAAGACGUAGCUCUAGAGUAUUUAGUAGAGAGAGUUCCAGAAAGAAGUGAGUGGAGCUUGGCCGGGGGCUGUGAACACUUUGCCUUUUCACACACCAGUUGAACCCAAUGUAAGCCCACAUGUCUCCCCCAGCCACUUGCUCUUGUCUAAGUGGAGGGCAAGAUGGAGAGGCUUUGUACUUACUAAACAAAGCUACUUGUUCAUUGUAUUGCUCCAAAGUCCACCUCAUGUACACACACUCAUGCACAUUCUUUGAACAGGUGUUUUAUACGCACAUUCCCACCCCCACCCCCCUUCUUAAGUAGAAACUUGAGGUAAAGGUUUAUAUAAUAGGAAAACAACAUUUAAAAUAAGUCAAUGUCCUUAACUAUUCAUUUGAAUCAGACAGAGGUGAAGGUGAGGUUCGCUGUGUCUGGGAUGGGGUGUACAGAACACGGGGGGAGAGGGGGGCUGAGUUGGCCCUGGUGCUACUUUUCAUAUUCCUGAAGAAUGGCGUGCUCUUCACUAGACGCACACUGUGUUUCGAGGUAACAUCCUUUUUUUUUCCACAUCAUUGGUAAGAUUAUACUAACAAGAUAUAUUUCCUCUUGUACAACUGUAUUUUUUAACUCUCUACCUGUGUGUUCUUAACAAAAAUGAUGCUGUGCUCUUCGCUGAGGAAUAAAGUUGUUUGCAGGGAAA